This is a messenger RNA of Pimephales promelas (fathead minnow), 1834 nucleotides long. NCBI's taxonomy places the organism in Eukaryota, Metazoa, Chordata, Actinopteri, Cypriniformes, Leuciscidae. The record is from RefSeq and is a predicted model, not a curated record.
UUCAUACUUCUUUCUGUUAAUUAUUCUCAUCUUAAACAGGACAGAGUGUCCAGACAUACAGUGAAACUUGUGACGCUAUUAUAAAGAUGACGUUUAUUAAAAAGGAGAGUGAAGACAUGAAGAUUGAAGAAGUAUUCAGUUUGAAACAAGAAGAUACUGAGGAGCAAACAGAUCUGAUGGGACUGAAAGAGGAGAGUGAAGUACUGAAUGAAAUGAAAGAUCAUGAUCUGAUAACUGGAGAAAAAUCUUCUAGUGGCUCACAGACUGAAAAUACUACCUCUCUAAAAAAUGUUAGAAGAAAAGGAAGUUUUUUCACCUGCUUUCAGUGUGGAAAGAGUUUCAGUCACCAUGAAAACCUUAAAGUCCACAUGAGAAUUCACAAUGGAGAAAAGCCCUACACCUGCCAACACUGUGGAAAGAGUUUCUCUGAAAAUGGAAGCCUUAAAAUUCACACGAGACUUCACACAGGAGAGAAGCCUUACACUUGUGAUCAGUGUGGAAAGAGUUUCCGACAAAAUGCGGCCCUUAAAUACCACAUAAAAACUCAUACCGGAGAGAAGCCUUACACCUGCAAACUGUGUGGAAAUAGUUUUAUAGCAGAACCAAGCUUUAGGUGUCACAUGCACAUUCAUACUGGAGGGAAGACUUUCACGUGUGAUCAGUGUGGAAAGAGUUUUACACGUAAAGUAACCCUUAAUUCCCACAUGAGAAUUCACUCAAGAGAUUUUACAUGCCGUCAGUGUGGCAUGAUUUUUACAUGUAAAAAAUCCUUUGAUUCCCAUAUGAGAGUUCACACUGGAGAGAAGCCUUACACCUGCAAACUGUGUGGGAAGAUCUUCUCACAAAAAGGAUAUAUUACGAGUCACAUGAGAAUUCACACUGGAGAAAAGCCUUACACGUGUGAUCAGUGUGGAAAGAGUUUCAGACAAAAAGUAACCCUUAAUAAACAUGUGAGGAUUCACUUAAGAGAGAACCAUUUAACGUCAUCAGUGUAAACAGAAUUCCACAGACAACAAAAAUGUUCAGUUCAUUGAGAGUUGAGAGUUCACACUGGAGAGAAGCCUUUUACAUGUCUUGUACAGUGUGGAAAGAGUUUGAUAAAUCAAAGAGACUUGAUUUUGCGAAGUCAUUCUGGGAGAAAAAGAUGUGUGUGAUGAUGAGGUUUAGAAUAAGGAUCAAUUUCAAACAUCACCUGCUUCAUUCCCUCUGGUUGAAGGCAAUUUAAUUGUGAUCAAUUUAAUACAAAAUGUAUUUUGCCUUUACACUUACUACACGGAUACACUUGAAAAGUCACACAGAUGUGAGAGCCUAUUUGUGUUCCUUGUGUGGGAAGAGUUUUAAAUGGCUCGGCAGUGUAAAAUGGCACCAGAAAAUACGUGUUUGUAAAUAAAGGGUACGUACACACCACAGAUGAAUGGGAGCUAAAUCUUAUUUCCCCCUUGUGAGAUUACAAAUUUUAUUAACAUGUUUAAUUUAAUGAUUUAAAUGGAGAAAGUCUCUAAAUCUCUGAAAACAGUAGGAAUUCACAGUGUGACCCUCCUGACUGUCCUGUGACCACACGAGAAAGCAAUGCCUUUCCUGUUUCUUGUCUCACCGUGUGAAAAUGCCUGUUUGAAGUUUGAACACCUGCUAUGUUAAUUUCUGAGACCAUUUGCCUUGGAGCUCCAGGGUCACAUGCAUUACCAUUUGCUUUGUUUCAGUGUCUCCAGCUCCAUGUAAUCUCUCCCUCUUUGAAAUGUAUUCGAUGAAAUUAGAAUGUAAGGUUCUUUUAAAUCAGACGAUGUUGGCAUGACUGCAGCUACGAGCAAUAAAGAACUUCUGCUUGGAAAACGUC